AUGACUUUCAAAUUUUCUUUAGGUGGAAAACCAACAGUGGAGGUUCACCCCAUGCCAUCGAAACAGCAGAACGUUCCUUCCGGCGUGGAUCUAAGAACAUCGCCUGAUCUUAUAACUGAGAAAGUUCGUGAAAAACCGGCAGUUCCUAAGAAGCCAUCCAAAUUAUUGCUUUCUUCGCGCUUCGAGUCGUCGACUAACAAACCAGCUCCUCUAUCCUUGAACAUAAAUUCUCUAAGUGUUACACCAUCUUCCCCACAGCCAAAUAUUUUGACUCCACAGCCAGGAAGUUUGACAUCUUCACCAUUUCCAGAUUUAAUUAAACAACCUUCUCCUUCAACAAGCAGCACGGAUACUUCUUUUUUUUUCGGAACGUCUAUAAUUUUUUGCAGGAUAUAUUCGACACCGUCUCUAAUGUGCCUGCAUACAGCUCUUAUGCAACCGAGCCCAACUAAAGAAGAACUGGAAGAUUUGGAAGCAAGAAGACAAAAGCUGAUAGAAUCAAUUUCACGUAAGAUUGGUACCCUCGAUAAAGAAAGGUUGGUGUUAGAACAAGAAUUUGCUGCUAAUGAUGCGUUAAGGAAACCGAUAUGUGAUGAACUAAAUGAGCUUGGUGCUCAGGCUCUUGUGGGAAAAAUUGAGCGGAACUUUAUUCAAAACGCACAGCUUAUCAUGCUAGAAACCAAACUGCGUUUGCAAAUGGAAAGGUAUGAAACUAUGUUAGUUAGCACUGAUACUCAUGAGAAAGAAAUGCAUGAUGCGCGAGUAGUACGGUUGCGAAAACAAAUUGAAGAUCAUGCAGUCCUUCGAAAGGCUUUCGAUAGGAGAGAUGCUGAAGUUGAUAAACAGGUUCAGUCAGCCAUUAGUGAGGGCCGUUUAGCUCAGUGGAGGUACUAUAAAGAAGUAUGGAGGAAGUUAACUGCGGAAAGAAAGGAGAUAGAUGAACGCUUAGCUCUGAGUCGGGAACAGUUAACUGCACUUCAGAAAGUGCAGCCAGCGAUCUAG
Molecule: messenger RNA, 1002 nt
Organism: Enterobius vermicularis (human pinworm)
Lineage: Eukaryota; Metazoa; Nematoda; Chromadorea; Rhabditida; Oxyuridae
Source: the annotation of a GenBank genome assembly